Messenger RNA from Poecilia reticulata (guppy), 1261 nucleotides. RefSeq names its product SNAP associated protein (gene snapin). Gene Ontology annotation, biological process: endosome to lysosome transport; regulation of synaptic vesicle exocytosis; lysosome localization. The record is from RefSeq and is a predicted model, not a curated record. Gene Ontology annotation, molecular function: SNARE binding. Gene Ontology annotation, cellular component: BORC complex; BLOC-1 complex; synaptic vesicle. NCBI's taxonomy places the organism in Eukaryota, Metazoa, Chordata, Actinopteri, Cyprinodontiformes, Poeciliidae.
GAACACGUGACUUCCUGACUGCAGUUGCUUUCUGAGCGAAAUGGCUGCUGUCGCUGUGGUGGACGCAUUCUCCGGUACAGAUCCUGUUGCAGAAGGACUUCUCGAACUCAUCAAACCUGCGAUCCAUCAGCUCGAUUUACACGUCCACUCAGUCAGAGAAAGCCAGGUGGAAUUAAGAGAACAUAUAGACAACUUGGCGACGGAGUUAUUCAGAAUAAAUGAACACCAGAAGAUUGCACUAGACCUGGAUCCUUACGUAAAGAAGCUACUUAAUGCGAGGCGUAGAGUGGUGCUUGUGAACAAUAUUCUACAGAACGCUCAGGAACGCUUGAGAAGGCUAAAUCACAAUGUGGCCAAGGAGACAGCACGAAGGAAGACCAUGCUUGAAGCAUCAGGAGUGUUCACCCCUCGCUCACCUAGUAAACCAUGAGCCAUGUUCCCCACUGCGCCGCAUGACUUGUCCCACUGAGGCAUGAAGGACUAGAAGUUCAAAUACUCAGUGGGCCCAUCUCUCUAGAAUAUUUAGAUGUGUUUGCUGAAUAACUUGAUGUUAUCUUGCAUUGCUUUGUUUUUGUCUUUAAAUUAAAAAUGUGUGUUUAAAAUGAGCAAAAUAAUAUCUGUAACAAUUACUUAAAAUCCCUUAUGUUUCUCAUUCUAGUAAUUUUCAAAAAUUGUUUUCAACUAAAGUGUUUGUUUCCAUUAAAAGGCAUUCACGAUGGUAAUGUUAAUUGUUUUGGAUAGCUCUAAACUUUAGAUUCAGACCUAGACUUUCUGGGAUUGAAUGGCAGUAUUGAGUUUAACUAUGGCCACAUACAAAUGAGGGCUUCAUGGGGACUAUACUUUCUUUGUUGAUGAAUAGUUUUAGGGACUUCAAACUUGGUACCUUUGUGAAAAGUGCAUACUGCAUGAAUGGAAACGAAUAAUAAGCUGCUUGUGUUGCUAAGAGUUUGUGUGUGUUUGUAAGUUGAAAUCACAUAUCAUUCCUGGGUAUCCCAAAGAAUAGUUUGUUAAUCAAAUAAUGGCAUUUAAGAUUUUUUUUUGUAUCAAUAGAGGAAAUAUAAGCUGGAACCAAAUUAAAGCAUUGUUUGCCGUUUAUAAAUAAUAUUAAACGGGUUUGUUGGACUUAAUCAAGGUUUCCCCCAGAAAACUUGUUAAGCCCGGUGGAUGGGUGCUAGGGCAGUCAUUUAUCCAGCGACUCAUUGUGUUUUUGAAUUAAAAAUGUUUAAAGUUGACAAAAAAAAAUUAAAAUAUCACUUGAUAA